GCCGCAGGCUCAACGUUCAGUGACCACAGGCUGGUUAUUGUAGUGUCCCUGCUGAUUGUGGCUGCUUGAGUCUGAUAAGGCUCAUCCCCAGGGAUGCUGCUGCUGCUGCUGCUGCUUCUACUAGAAUCCUAGAGACCAGGCAUGCCAGGGGAUCUUCUUGGGCCAGGACACCAACCGACCGAACGAGCUUUUCUUAACCCCCCGCAUGCUGUAGUAAAUAUACCUACGGUGGUUGGUGGGGCCCUUCAGUGGCCCAUGGAUGGGAGAGUGGAGAUGGAGAUGUUGAGGACCCUGAAGGGCACUGCUGCUGGGGAGGUCAGCGUCCACCUGGUUGCCAACGACAGCACUGGCCACCUGCCUGCCACCACCUUCAUCAUCCCAGCCAACACCACCACCAUCAGCCUCCCCAGCAAUACCUUAGAGAUCCCGCGCUUCCCCAGGGAGUCUACCAGAGCAGGAGGAUCCGAGAGGGCCCCGGGGAGCGAGCCCGUCACCGCCACGGUGCUCCCACAGCUCAGCUCGGGCCCGCCUGGCAACACCGUCCGCGUGCUAGAGUGGAAGGAUGGGGCCACCUCCCUGCCUGGGAGCAACCUACGGCUGCGGAUCAGUGACUAUGGAACCCUGAAGGUGGUGGGGACAGACAAGAUAACCGCCCAGGAGCUGCUCCGAGAAGACUCGGACCCAGACAGAGCCCCUCCAGCCCCAACAGGUGGUGAAUGCCCUCCGGGGCGCCAAGAUGAGGAAACUUUGGGCCAUUGCCACAUGUGUGGGCGACAGAAUGUAUCAGGGCAAAUCAGGGGUUUCUGUAGCGAGCAGUGCCAUCGACAAUUCAAAGAACGGUCUGUGAUUGUGGAGAACUCGGGGGGCAGCACCAACACAUCCGAGCUCCUGAAGCCUGUGAAGAAGAGGAAAAGGAAGGAAUACCAGAGUCCCUCUGAGGAAGAAUCCGAGCCUGAACCUCUGGAGAAGCAAGAAGAACGGAAGAGCCUGGAAGCUGAGCCUAACGCUGACACCCCCGAGAGUGAGGAAUGGAGUAGCCAGCCUGGCCCUGGAGAGGAGAAGAAGGAUGGGUGGUCAUGGGCCACCUACCUGGAGGAGCAGAAGGCCAUUGCUGCACCACUGGAUCUCUUCCAUGAUUGCCAAGCUUUCCCUCAUAACAAGAAUGGCUUCAAACUGGGCAUGAAGCUGGAAGGGAUUGACCCUCAGCACCCAUCCAUGUAUUUCAUCCUCACUGUGGUGGAGGUUUGUGGGUACCGAAUGCGUCUGCACUUUGAUGGCUACUCUGAGUGCCAUGACUUCUGGCUCAAUGCUGAUUCCCCCAACAUCCACCCGGCUGGCUGGUUUGAGAAGACUGGACACAGGCUACAGCCCCCAAAAGGUAAGGCUUGGCUGAGGCUGGUAGAUCUGUCUGCCCUCCCCCCCCACCAGUCCUUCCUUAGACCACCACCUCCUUCCCCCCACUCCCUGCAUGGCCACCAAGUCCUGGAAGAAGCGGGAGGGCAGGAAGAAGGCCCUGAACUUCUCCUGGGGCUGGAGAGAGGUGUCCUACUUGGCAGCUGCUCUAGCACAGGGUCUGUCCCUUUCAUGCUCCCCUGCCCCCCAAGGACCAAGCCAUGCCCCAGCUUCCACACCCUGCUCUGUUUGUUCCCCCUGAGGGGACUAGGUUACAAGGAGGAGGAGUUCAGCUGGAGCAACUACCUGCGGAGCACCAAGGCCCAGGCUGCCCCCAAGCACCUGUUUGCCAGCCAUAGCAACAGCUCAGUGCCCACAGGCUUCCAGGUGGGCAUGAAGCUGGAGGCUGUGGACCGCAUGAACCCCUCCCUCAUCUGCGUGGCCAGUGUCACCGACGUGGUGAAUGGUCGUUUCUUGGUGCACUUUGACAACUGGGACGACACCUAUGAUUACUGGUGUGACCCCAGCAGUCCUUAUAUCCACCCUGUUGGCUGGUGCCAGAAGCAAGGAAAACCCCUCACACCUCCACAAGAUUAUCCAGAUCCUGAUAGUUUUUGCUGGGAAAAGUACCUAGAAGAAACUGGAACCUCUGCCGUCCCUUCCUGGGCCUUCAAAGUGCGACCACCCCAUGGCUUCCUCAUCAACAUGAAGCUUGAAGCUGUGGACCGAAGAAGCCCAGCUCUGAUUCGAGUGGCCAGUGUGGAGGAUGUAGAAGACCACAGGAUAAAGCUCCACUUUGAUGGCUGGAGUCAUGCCUAUGACUUUUGGAUUGAUUCUGACCAUCCUGACAUACACCCUGUGGGCUGGUGCUCCAAGACUGGCCAUCCCCUACAGCCCCCACUCAGACCCAGAGAACCCAACUCUUCUUCUCCUGGGGGCUGCCCCCCACUCAGCUGUAAGAGUCCACCCCAUGUUAAGACCUCCAAGUACAGUUUUCACCACAGGAAGUGCCCCACACCUGGCUGUGAUGGCUCUGGCCACGUCACCGGAAAGUUCACAGCACAUCAUUGCCUCUCUGGCUGCCCACUGGCCGAGAGGAACCAGGGCCGACUGAAAACGGAGCUGUCGGACACCGAGGCCUCUGCACGCAAGAGGAACCUCAUUGGCUUCGCCCCCAGGAAGAAAUCCCGUCACCACGGCCGGAUUGGGCGUCCUCCAAAGUACCGGAAAAUCCAGCAGGAUGACUUCCCGGCUUUGCCCCCCGACAACACGCACCAAUCCUUCUUCAUGUCGGCCUUGCCAGCUCACCCUGGUCGUUCUUUGUCCACAUGCUGGGAGCAACAUUGCAAACUGCUACCGGGGAUAGCAAGCGUCAAUGCAGCAUCGGUGACCAAAUGGACUAUCGAGGAGGUCUUCAGCUUUGUCCAGAUUCUGACAGGUUGUGAUGAACAAGCUAAACUCUUCAGAGAUGAGAAGAUUGAUGGCGAGGCCUUCCUUUUGCUGACCCAGGCGGACAUCGUGAAGAUCAUGUGUAUUAAGCUGGGCCCAGCCCUGAAGAUCUAUAAUGCCAUUCUCAUGUUCAGAAAUGCCGACGAUACCUUAAAGUGACUGUUUCCCUGGGCCAGGACUCCCAAUCAUCGGGGUCCUUCCCCUCCUGCUAACAUCUUCUGGCCCCAGCUCCCCAAACCUACAUCCCCAUCCUCUCUCUGUCUUGUUCGUUUCCAUCCCAGGUUUGGUCUCCAUGUUUCUGGGGUUGGUCCCUAGGGAGUGGGUAUGGAGGGACUUUGGAGAAAGUGCAGUCCCCAACUCCAGAAGCCAAGUUUUCUCCUGAGGUCCCAGCAAAGGCAGAGCAUGGCCUGGAGAUAGGCCUUCCUUCCAAGAUAGUAUCUUGGGUCCAGCUUUGUGCCCACACAUUCUAAAAUUGUUGUGGGUAUUAUUGGGUGCUGGGGUGGGGUGUAGGGGCAGGAUUUCAGAUCAGGGAAUACCUGGAGUGGCUGUAAUCGUAGGGUCCCUCAAAUCUCACAAUAACUCCUCCUGGGGACUUUAUUGGCAACUGGACUUUUUCAGAGCAGUCAAGAGCAACUUUUCAAAAGCUUUAAAAGCUUGGCAGAAUGAGAAGCAUCCAAGAGGAAGCAUCUUCUUCUGACACAAUUUUUCUGAAGUCUUCAACCAUUUUUGUCUCCUCUUCAGAUUUCCUAUUCUGUUCCGUUAGCUCACCCUUAGACUACAGUUUUCCUCUCCUCCCUUAUCCUUGGUGAAGGCUCAAGCUCCUUUUCUGUCAUUGGUGACCCUGCCUGACCUCAGGCCUGGCUCCCUGGGCAAGACCACCUCUGUUGGUAGAGCCCAUCCAGGCCCCACCCAACUCCUCUUUUAUUCCCUCCGAUAUUCUAAUCCACAGGGAGACUUGUUUUUAGAGGAUCUGUGGCAAAUUCCUCAUUGCCUUCCUCCCCAUUGCUGAGGAGGUCAGAAUUUGAGCCAAGAUGCCUUCUUCGAACAUGCCUUGAGCUUCAACCCUGGGCCAUAUGAUGUCCCAAAGUCCAGUGCCAAGGUCCCAGCCCCAGGGUUUGGGAGACAGUCUAAAGUCUCUUUCAAGGCAAACAAAGGUUUGGGUAAUAUUUUUAGACCACUCCUUUGCUUUUCCAACAUGCUCUCUUCUCAUUGGCUAAAGUCUCCCCCAACCCCACCCCCACCCCCAAGCAAAGGAGCUUGGGAGUGACUGCUAGUGAGAGAGAGGUUGGCCCAGCUCCUGCAGGACAAUCUCUUCUAAAUCCCUGAGCGGCUCAUGGGGCCAGGGGAAGGGUCAGGUUCCCAUUUCCGCAAUCACUGCCCCUCCCUGCCCCCCAAGGAUGGGGAUGGGCACUCUCAUCAUGGAACACCAGCAACCUGUCUUCACUGCUACAUGUCUACAAUACACUUUGGUGUGUGGGUCAAACUCAUGCUAGGCUUCCCAUGGAAAUGUUGCAUUUUUGACUCUUUACUACUGAGUAUGUGAGGUCACAUCUGACCUGUCAUUUACAUGUUUGCUGCUUGCUCUUCAUGAGAAAUUUUUAAAAAUAAGAGAUGUUGGGGUGGGGGGAAGGCUGUGAGUGUGUGUGUAUGGGGGCGCAUGUAGGUGAACUUUUCUAUCUUUUGUAAUGAGUUCUCUGGCAUCCCUCCCUUUCUCAUAACUAUCCUUCCUCUCUGCCACUGCCAAACUGUUUCCUACAAGAGUGGGGACUCCUGGGACCCUAGCCCACCUCUGCUUGGGGGUAGGGGAGUGGGGACAGGAGGAGGACCCCCAUCCUGAGUAGUCACUGCCAAAUCUGCCCUUAGACCUAAGUGGCACCCACCAUCUUCCUGAGAAGGGGACUGGGCUGAAGUGGUGGGAUUCUUUUGUCUCAAUGGGUGAGGAAUUUAGAGAAUGGGCAAGAAAGAUCUUCUUGGGUCCAAAUCCUUACCAUGAAUCCUCCUUGUGGUCCCACCCCUUCAGGGACUGGGAGCUCUUUGCCGAGGGAGACAGACCCCUGAACAGAGAAAGCCCUGUGUCUAUCUACCUUGUACUUCAUGGGAAAGGUAGAGGAGGGACACCAUUUCUUCCAUUCUGAGAACCCACAGCCUCCAAGAACAAAGGCAAACCCAAGACCAGAAGGUAUGAAUUUGUCCAUAGAGCACCAGCCUUGUCCCUUCCCGGCUUACAGGCUUUAGUCUGGAGCUAGUAGCCUAGUGGGAAGAGGUCCUAGGGCUGAGUUUCAGUUAGGUUGAUUUCCCCACCCAGUGGCAAAAGCCCCAACUUAAGCAGACCAGCUCUGCUCUGGCCCCUGGAUCUGCUCAGGCUCUGCCCUAUAAAUUUGUUCACUGUGUAAUUCUGCAGGACUAAAGCCUAGAUGAAGUAGUCCAGAGAAAGUGGAUGUGUGUGUGUGUGUGUGUGAUGAGCAUGUUGGGAGGGUAGGGAAGGGAGGAUCAUGUAUGUGUAAGAGAAGUAUAUGAGUAUGAAAUUAUGCAUGAUGUGAAUGUGGGGGAGAUGGGGAUAUGACUUGGGGGUGUGCUGUCUGUGUGUAGGUACCUAUAUAUAGUAUCUGUGAAGUUAAGUCUGUCUGCAUGGUGUGAACACAUUAGCUGAAAUGUGACUGGUAGUUGGGCAUCCUGUGUGCGUGUGAGUGCUCAUGUGUGGAUGGAGAAGUAUAUGAGUGUUGACUACCUUUGAGAGCAAUAUUUAUUAUCUCUAUACAUUACGAGUGUGAGCGUGCCUUUGGAAGGAUGUGAAAUGUGCAUGAUCAGAUGUACUUUGAAGGCCAUAUGGAAGAAUGCAUUGUGAAAAUGGAUGGCAUAUAGGGGAGGGGCAAAGAGGAUGAUGGAAGGGCAUAUGCAUCUAUGGGUAGAGGCGGAAUUUAUGAAUUGGGGAUAUGUUGUGGGGAUGAAGAAGGUGUCGAGUCUGUGUGUGGUAUAGGAAAAAAGCAAGAUAUGAUACAGCAAAGAGAGAUGUAUGUGUGAGGGGCUGCUGUGGUCAUGUGUGUGGUAUGGAGAAAAUACUAGGAGCAUGUGGAGCUGAGGAAUAUCUUGGGUGUAGGGAGCCCUGACCAUAGGUGCUGACCUGAAAGGCCAUUUGCCCAGGACAAGGUCAGGGCUUAGGGAGAAAGUUAAGGGCUAUUUACUGUUACAAUUUGCAUUUUUUUUCUUUCAAAACAAAACAAAGACAAACCCAAAGCACUGCCCACUCCCACCCCAUGAUCCACCAAGGUAGACCCUGCUACUGUUCAUUUGGAUCUGAGGAAGCUGGAAUGAGAAGCCCUGGGUCCUCAGUCUGAAAACUACUGAGCAGAACAGGGUAGGAAGACAGUCUAGUGGCUGUGUAGGGUGGAAGGUUGGGAAUAGAACCUCUGGAGUCACCGAGGACUCUUUCUUGGGGCUGGGAGGAAAGUAUCCCGGUACAAAUGGAGCAAGUCCUAGGGAACUAUGGGAAAGGGUAUCCUAGUGCCACCUAUAUCACUCCCUCAGGAGGAUGAGAACUUGCUGUUGUCUUUGACUAUGGUGCUACAGUGACUACUGCUUCUCUUGACCAGGGACUCUAAAGCCAAAGGCAUUUGGGGAUGAGGUGAAAAGGCUGGAAAACCAGCUGCAACAGCUUUCCCAGAAUGACUUGGGACUUAAAGGACCUGGCAGGAGUCCCUGUUUCUGGGGUUUCCUCUUUGGUGGUUAAGCUACUCCCCUGUUGAUGAGGCAGUUUGGUGCCUUGUUGGGGGGGGUAUCUUGUUUUUUCAUUGUCCUGCCUGCUCUACACCCCCACUUUUCUGCAUUCAGCUAUCUAGGGCUUGUGCCAGUUGAAUUAAUCAUACCCUUUGCCUCCACAUUAUCUAGUGAGGAGAUACCUCAAAACCCAAAACCGAAAGAUAGGUGACUCAUUUCAAGAGGGCAUGGCUGGCAAGUCCUUUGGUGGUUGAUAGGGUUGAGUUUGUCCAGGCCAAACUGCCACAAAGAAGGCAAGGCAUCUGACUGACCCACCUCUAAUCCUCUUUCUUGGGCCUGGCAUUUUUUUUCCUAGUCAUGCCUCUGUGUUAAAUGGAGAGAAAUGCUUUUUCACCUUUUGCUAUGAGACAAAAUGACUGGUGCUAGGUUAGCCUUUCAAGGACCCCCUAAGUGAGGUGCUAAGGCAGUAUUUUGUUUCCUGGGAGGAAUGAAUCUGCCAACAAAGACUUGUGUUGUUUGGUUGUGGAGAAAGUAAGAGGGGCCAGGAACUCUUGGAGGAAGAGGCCUCUUCAAACCUGGAAGCAUCCAUACUUUCUGCAUCAAUGUCAAACACUUUGGAAUAGAAGAAAAAUCACAGAAGGGGAGAAAAUUCUGUCAUUGCCUUAUAUCCCUCCAGAAUGAAAUCUUUGCACUUGGAUAUGGGGGACCAGAGGUGAGGAUGGAGAUAAUGGCAGGAGGGAGUUUGAAAACUGUUUCUGGCCUAGCUUCUUUUACUCCUCUCCUCAUACCACACACACACACACCACCAUCAUGCUGGUGGUUCCUGAGGGAUGGAGAGAUGCCUCCCUUUGGCCCCAGCCUAGCCCUGGCCUGGAGAGGGGAGAGGCCCUUUCUGUUUAAGUUUGGCAUUUGGGGGUGGUGGGGAUGAUUGUGGUGAUAACAACAAAGGAAACUUUUGCACUUUUGUUCUUUUGCACAUUUUUUGGGCACGUUUUUGAUAUUUGCACCAUUUUUUGUGUUUUCAUGAAGAAAAUACUCUGGUUCAAGUGGAUACAGCAAAUCUGAAGCUUUAUGUCCCAAGUAUACAGAAGUCUAAAUGGGGGUGGGGUGGGGGGGAGUUACAAGCAAAGUGUGAUGUGUUUGUCAGUGUUUUGAAAUUACCAGUAAAUAAAUGUGAAUAGCUGAAUCAAA
Messenger RNA from Monodelphis domestica (gray short-tailed opossum), 7746 nucleotides. Lineage: Eukaryota; Metazoa; Chordata; Mammalia; Didelphimorphia; Didelphidae. The record is from RefSeq and is a predicted model, not a curated record.